AUGGGAUCACAAAUUAGCGGGCUUUUAGAAGAUGAAAAUAGCUUUGGCAAAAAUGAGGGUAAGUUUUUUUCAAUGUUCCAGAUUUUGUGAAAAGCUGAGAUGACCUUCGCAAAAAAUUGACAUGAUAAUUAUUAUAAUUGGUUAAUUAAUGUUCCGUUUUUUUUUUCAGAAACCAUUGAAUAUGGAUUGAAUAAUAUUUCCUCGGAUUCAUCUGCUGAUUCUUCUUCCGAUGAUGGAAUUGGAUAUUUAUCUGAAAAAGGUCUGAUAUUUUAAAAAGAAAAAUAUUCCAAUUCUAAACAUUUGUAGAUAUGAUUUCGGCGGCCAAUGAUCCAUUUCGCGUUGAAAAACGAAUGAUUGCUGGUUCGGAUACUUAUACUUAUGAUAUUUUUGCGAAUGAUAGCAAAAUUAAUCCCUUUUUCUCCAUGUUUUUUUCACAAUAA
This is a messenger RNA of Caenorhabditis angaria, 440 nucleotides long. Lineage: Eukaryota; Metazoa; Nematoda; Chromadorea; Rhabditida; Rhabditidae. The record is from the annotation of a GenBank genome assembly.